AUGAAGAGAUCCAACUCUGCCAGCGGCUUCGGCGGCAACCAUGUGCGCUCCUUGUCGGGAUCUAGGCAGUCCCUCGCCAUGAGCCGCCCCUCCCAGCCCAUAUUCUCCCGCUCCUCCUCCGGCGGCAACUUGGCAGAUGCCGGCAUGUCCUCCGUCAAGCGCGCCUCCAUCAACCCGCACUCGGCCCUCAAGAGCUACGCGCCUGGGGGUCUGCCCACCCGCGCCUCCGAGGGAGACCAGCGGAGGAGCAGCAUAUACCGGUCGCGCCCUUCCAACAACGGUCCUAUGAGCCACCAGAGUUUCUUCCAGCAGGCACCACAAGCCGCGGGCGUCCCGCGCGACCCCCGGCCCCUGAGAGACCGUUCCUUCCAGGCUCGCAUCGGCCAGGAGCUCCUCGAUUAUCUGGUCCAGCACAACUUCGAGAUGGAGAUGAAGCACAACCUAUCGCAAAACAUCCUCAAGUCGCCCACGCAGAAGGACUUCAACUACAUGUUCCAGUGGCUCUAUCACCGGAUAGACCCCAGCUACCGUUUUCUGAAGAGCAUCGACCAGGAGGUUCCGCCCAUAUUGAAGCAACUACGGUAUCCCUUUGAGAGGGGCAUCACGAAAUCUCAGAUCGCAGCUGUCGGCGGCCAGAAUUGGAGCACCUUUCUCGGACUCCUGCACUGGAUGAUGCAACUGGCGCAGAUGCUGGAGGGAUACACAAAUAACAGAUACGACGAUGCCUGCAUAGAGGCUGGCAUCGAUAUCUCCGGCGACCACAUCAUCUUCGAUUUCCUCAGCAAGGCUUAUCGCGACUGGUUAGACAUGGGUGAGGACGCCGGUGACGAAGACGCCGAGAGGGCAUUGGCACCGCACAUUGAGGACAUGGCCAGCGCAUUUGAGCGAUCAAACUCGAAGUAUCAAUCCGAGCUUGAGAUGCUAGAGGCCGAAAACGCAAGGCUGCAACAGGAGAUCGAGGACCUCGAAAAGUCGACUCCGGACCCACGAGUGCUGGACGACCACUUCAAGAUCAUGGAGGAGGACAAGGUCAAAUUCGAAGAGUACAACAUGCUCGCCCAGCAACGCUCAGAAAAGUACGAGAGCAGGAUUACCGUCCUCCAAGAAGAGUAUGACAAAUUGAUGGAGGAACUCAAGGAGGCGGACGACGAGCGCCGUGGCCUGCAGAACGAAGUCGACAGUCAGGGUAUAGGCAUGUCGGAUAUUGACCGCAUGACCUCGGAGCGUGAACGACUGCAACGCGGGAUCGAGUCGGCCGCACAGCGUCUGGAGGACGUGAAGAAGAAGGUGGCUGAAAAGGAGAUCGAGGCAAGCCGGAGGUUGGACGAACUCGAACGCUUAGUCGACAAGUACAACACCAUGGCCUACCAAAACCUCCUGAUCCCAGCAAGCGCCGAGAACGCCAAGGGCGUGCACUACGAGCUGUCUGUUACGGUGAACGAAUCAGAUUUUACGGGCUCGGUCAUGAGAGGCGGCUCUUACGGCACCUCGUCAGCCGGCACCGAGCGUCUACUGGCGGACUCGGUGACGGGCUACCAGCCAGCGCAUAUCCUCAACCUCGACCUGCGCGGGCAGGUUAAGAACCAGUUCGCACAGCUACGCAAGGAGGUUAGCGAGCGCCGCGCCUCGGCCAUGGACGCCAUGCUGAAGGACCAUGAGCUGCUCGAUGGUAUCAAGGAGACCAUCGAGGACAAGAAGAACGAGGUCGAGGCACUUCGCCACCGUGUCCGCGCCGCAGAGGACGAGUACGAAAAGACCAAGGAGGUUACAACCACGCAGAAGCACGCAAGCGAUGCCCAGAUCGAAAAGAUGGAAAAGGAACUUGCCAAGAUGCGAGCUCAGCUUACCGAGAGCGUGCAGCUACUUGAGCAACGAGAGAUGAACACAAAUAUUGAAUACGAGCAAUUGACUCUCAAGGCCAACGCUCUGCGUGAAGAGCUACACACGGAGAUCGAGCGCAUGCUCAACGACGUCAUCAAGUUCAAGGUGCACAUCCAAAAGAACCUCGAGGACUACGAAAGCUUUGUCGCCGACGAGCUCGAGAAGGAGCUAGUCCCUGAGGAGGUGCCCCAGGAAGAGGAUGAGGACGAAGAGCUCUGA
Neoarthrinium moseri is the source of this 2100-nucleotide messenger RNA. RefSeq lists its product as uncharacterized. Bases 1 to 2100 code for a protein of 699 amino acids. The transcript has 2 exons. Gene Ontology annotation, biological process: attachment of mitotic spindle microtubules to kinetochore. Gene Ontology annotation, cellular component: Ndc80 complex. Lineage: Eukaryota; Fungi; Ascomycota; Sordariomycetes; Amphisphaeriales; Apiosporaceae. The record is from RefSeq and is a predicted model, not a curated record.